Prionailurus viverrinus (fishing cat) is the source of this 1585-nucleotide messenger RNA. RefSeq names its product small integral membrane protein 20 (gene SMIM20). The transcript has 2 exons. Gene Ontology annotation, cellular component: mitochondrial inner membrane. NCBI's taxonomy places the organism in Eukaryota, Metazoa, Chordata, Mammalia, Carnivora, Felidae. Bases 109 to 504 code for a protein of 131 amino acids. The record is from RefSeq and is a predicted model, not a curated record. Gene Ontology annotation, biological process: mitochondrial respiratory chain complex IV assembly.
GAAAGUCGUUCCGCCUCUUCCGAGCGGGGUCACGGUCAGGGCGCCGCGAGCGCGGACACCCUGAGUGCGGGGCUCUCGGCGGGACGGGGUGGUCCCCCGCCCGGCGCCAUGUCCCGGAACCUGCGCACCGCGCUCAUCUUCGGCGGCUUCAUCUCCCUGAUCGGCGCCGCCUUCUACCCUAUCUACUUCCGGCCCCUAAUGCGGCUGGAGGAGUACCAUUCUGCUGUCUUCCUUCAUUUUAAGCGGGUUGCUCACAUGACAAUGGUGAAUAUCCUGGGAGUAAUUUUCCUCCUUAAUCAUUCAAGUUCUAUCAUUCUAAAAGCCAAACUCUCCUUCCUUGAGACCUAUACCUCAGCAAGGAUUAGCACUUUGAUACAUCUGAAACCAUCUGUCAGAGAGAAAAUAUUAGGCAUUAGAGGCUCAUUUUGUUCUCCAGGAAACCUGAAUCAUCUUGAAGAUGGAAGAAGGCCAACCCUGCCCCUGGAGAAUAUUAGCGGAGGCUGAAAGCUUGGCGGUUUGAAGGCAAAAGCUCCGUGUAAAUGCUCUGCCCAUUACAAAUGCUACAACAUUUGGUUUCUGGAGGCAGAGCGUUUUUAAGUCCGCACUCCCAUUUCCUUGUAGCUUCUUUUCAUCAGGCAGGAUUGAAAUGGCCUCUGUGCAUUCUGCCUUCCAGCCUGUGUCCAGGCACCCUGCGUCGGGGUAAACAGAGGGCUGUGUGAAGCCCUGCAUAAUCUCGUUCCAUCAUCCUUCCUGCCUGGAUGUCUGCCCCGGGCUGUUUUAUUAGGGCAUCGAGCGUGGGACAAGGGGCCCUGCGAUGGAGCCCACUAGGAAAGUUUCAGUGAGGAAGACUAAAGCAGUGGCUCUCAGCUGGGGAUGGUUUUGUCCCCCAGGGGACAUUUGGUUCUUUCCGGAGACAUUUGUGCUUGUCACAACUGGGGGUGGAGUGGGGUGGUGUGAGGGAGCUACAGGCAUCUAGUGGAUAGAGGCCAGGGAUGCUGCCAAACUUUCUGCAGUGCACAGGACAGGGCCCCGUGACAGAGGAUUGCCCUGCCCCAAAUGUGCAUGGUGCAGAGGUUGAGAAAUGCUCAUCUACAUCAGAUUCAAAAGGUGUGAGUUUGUGCCAUGUAACCCAACACCGCCUCAUAGGGAUACCCUAGAAUCUAUGUUUGUCUGAGGUGCUUGAGACGGAAAAUCAGGCCUUGUAGGCGAACGUUGAGAGAGCGUGGCUACAAUAUCUGCAUUUUAACUGGAAAGCAGUCUACGCCUGCCCACUUUUCUGGUUCAAUGUUAAUUAAUGUGGCCAACUCUUCUCUAGGAGUCCUAGUUGAUUCUUUAAACAAGUAAAUAAUACGAGACGGCUAGUAUUUAUUGAAAAUUUACUAUCUGUCCGCCUCUCUUCCAAGCACUUCAUACAUAUUAACCCAUCUAGUUUCCAUUUGUUGCAGCUGCUGUGUGAUCAUCACUCCCAUUUUGUAUGUGGACAGUGUGUGGUAUGGGACAGUCAAGUGACUUGCGCAAGGACCCAGAGUGGAUGAGUCGGAACUGGGGUUGGAACCAGUGCACUUAGUCGACCCACCACCAUACU